ACUUCAAUCGGCGUGCUCAUUUGAACAAGAAGAACCGCUACGAAGCACACGGGUGGAGAGCGGCCCAGUACGAUAAUUCAACUUUCAAGUCAAUAUUGAUGGAGUGGCAGCCAGAUGAGCAGGGACUUCAGCAGGUCCUCCAACUGCUCAAAGACUCUCAGUCGCCCAACACAGUCACGCAGAGAGCAGUCCAACAAAAACUUGAACAACUCAACCAAUUCCCCGACUUCAACAACUAUCUCAUCUUUGUUCUCACGCGACUCAAAACUGAAGACGAGCCGACUCGCUCUCUGAGUGGUCUCAUACUGAAGAACAAUGUUAAGGCCCACUACCAGAACUUCCCCCCGACUGUUGCUGACUUCAUCAAGCAGGAAUGUCUCAACAACAUCGGUGACCCCUCGCCACUCAUUCGCGCCACCAUCGGCAUCCUGAUCACGACCAUCUCCUCCAAGGGAGAACUACAAACAUGGCCUGAGCUGCUGCCUCAGCUCUGCAACUUGCUCAACUCUGAGGACUACAACACCUGCGAGGGCUCAUUUGGAGCACUGCAGAAGAUCUGCGAGGAUUCGUCGGAGCUGCUGGACAGCGACGCUCUGAACAGACCUCUCAACAUUAUGAUACCAAAAUUCCUCCAGUUCUUCAAGCACUGCAGCCCCAAGAUUAGGUCCCAUGCCAUCGCCUGUGUGAACCAGUUCAUCAUCGGCAGAGCCCAGGCCCUGAUGGACAACAUCGACACCUUCAUAGAGAGCUUGUUUGCGCUGGCAGCAGAUGAGGACUCUGAGGUUCGAAAGAACGUGUGCCGAGCCCUGGUCAUGCUGCUGGAGGUCCGCAUAGACCGCCUCAUCCCCCACAUGCACAGCAUCAUCCAGUACAUGCUGCAGAGAACCCAGGACCCCGAUGAGAACGUGGCCCUGGAGGCCUGCGAGUUCUGGCUGACUUUAGCAGAGCAACCCAUCUGUAAGGAGAUGCUGUCUGGACACCUGGUGCAACUAACGCCUAUCCUGGUAAAUGGGAUGAAGUAUUCUGAAAUUGACAUCAUACUAUUAAAGGGGGAUGUAGAGGAGGACGAGGCGGUACCAGAUAGUGACCAGGACAUCAAGCCCCGUUUCCACAAGUCGCGCACCGUCACCCUGCAGCACGAAGGAGGCGAGGACGAGGAGGGCGAGGACAACGACGACGACGAUGAUGACGACGACGACACGCUGUCGGACUGGAACCUUCGGAAGUGUUCCGCUGCAGCACUGGAUGUGCUCGCAAACGUGUUCCGCGACGACCUGUUGCCCCACCUCCUGCCGCUCUUGAAAGGCCUGCUCUUCCACCCCGACUGGGUCAUCAAGGAGUCUGGCAUCCUGGUCCUGGGGGCCAUAGCUGAGGGCUGCAUGCAGGGCAUGGUGCCCUACCUGCCAGAGCUGAUGCCCCACCUCAUCCAGUGUCUAUGCGACAAAAAGGCCCUGGUACGCUCCAUUGCCUGCUGGACCCUGAGUCGCUAUGCACACUGGGUGGUCUCUCAGCCCCCAGACUCGUACCUCAAACCCCUUAUGACGGAGCUUCUUAAACGCAUCUUGGACGGCAACAAGAGGGUGCAAGAGGCUGCUUGCAGUGCGUUUGCCACCCUGGAGGAGGAGGCGUGCACAGAGCUGGUGCCCUACCUGAGCUUCAUCCUGGACACACUGGUGUUUGCCUUUGGGAAGUACCAGCACAAGAAUCUCCUCAUUCUCUACGAUGCCAUAGGAACUCUAGCGGACUCAGUGGGCCACCACCUCAAUCAGGAAGAGUACAUUCAGAAGUUGAUGCCCCCCCUUAUUGCCAAGUGGAACGAGCUGAAAGACGAAGACAAGGAUCUCUUCCCAUUGCUAGAGUGUCUGUCGUCUGUAGCUACCGCCCUGCAGAGUGGGUUUCUGCCUUACUGUGAGCCCGUCUAUCAGCGCUGUGUCACGCUAGUCCAGAAGACGCUAGCUCAGGCUAUGAUGUACAACCAGCAUCCAGACCAGUACGAGGCUCCUGACAAGGACUUCAUGAUCGUUGCUUUGGAUCUGCUGAGCGGCCUGGCGGAGGGUUUGGGGGCUCAUGUGGAACAGCUGGUGGCCCGCUCCAACAUCAUGACUCUGCUUUUCCAAUGCAUGCAGGAUACUAUGCCUGAGGUGAGGCAAAGCUCCUUCGCUCUGCUGGGGGAUCUAACCAAGGCGUGCUUCCUCCAUGUGAAGCCCUGCAUUGCUGAGUUCAUGCCCAUCCUGGGGCUCAACCUGAACCCAGAGUUUAUCUCGGUGUGCAACAACGCCACCUGGGCCAUCGGAGAGAUCUCCAUGCAAAUGGGUGCGGAGAUGCAGCCCUAUGUGGGCAUGGUUCUGCCACACCUGGUGGAGAUCAUCAAUCGGCCCAACACACCCAAGACUUUACUGGAAAACACAGCCAUUACGAUUGGCCGACUGGGUUACGUCUGCCCCCAAGAAGUUGCCCCACAGCUGCAGCAAUUCAUUCGACCAUGGUGCACGUCGUUGAGGAAUAUCAGAGAUAAUGAGGAGAAGGACUCGGCCUUCAGGGGAAUCUGUGUGAUGAUCGGCGUCAACCCUGCAGGAGUGGUGCAGGACUUCAUUUUCUUCUGUGACGCCGUGGCCUCGUGGGUCAACCCCAAGGAAGACCUGAGAGACAUGUUUUAUAAGAUCUUGCAUGGCUUCAAGGACCAGGUAGGAGAAGAGAACUGGCAGCAGUUCUCAGAGCAGUUCCCUCCUCUGUUAAAGGAGCGCCUGUCGGCCUGCUACGGUGUCUAACCCAACCUCCUCCUUGUCCACACAGGACACCAACCUGUUAGGUUAAUGUAGGGGAGGGUAACUGGGGAACUCAUUGCACUGCCCAGAUCGUGGGGAGAAACCAGAGCUGGAGGGAUGUGACUGGCCUUGUGACCCUCCACUCAGCGGAUGGCCUCCUUUCCCCCUGUGUGUCUCUCUGAGGGUGGGACGAGGGUGGUGGGUGUGGGAGGGUAAACUGGGGAUAUACAUAUACCUCUGGGAUUAAACGCCUCACUAAAUCCAACACACUCUAAAGUGACUUUCGCCAACAGCACCGCAGGAAUCUUAGCUAGGUGAGGGCAAAAAAAAAAAAAAA
Anarrhichthys ocellatus (wolf-eel) is the source of this 3102-nucleotide messenger RNA. RefSeq names its product transportin-2. The coding region runs from base 99 to 2768 and encodes 889 amino acids. Gene Ontology annotation, biological process: protein import into nucleus. The transcript is spliced from 25 exons. Lineage: Eukaryota; Metazoa; Chordata; Actinopteri; Perciformes; Anarhichadidae. Gene Ontology annotation, molecular function: small GTPase binding. The record is from RefSeq and is a predicted model, not a curated record.